Molecule: messenger RNA, 2235 nt
Organism: Tarenaya hassleriana
Lineage: Eukaryota; Viridiplantae; Streptophyta; Magnoliopsida; Brassicales; Cleomaceae
Exons: 3
Coding region: 401-1093 (230 amino acids)
Source: RefSeq, a predicted model, not a curated record
ACGAUUUCCGUGGGGUCGAUACACUUUUGAUCGAAUAGUUGAUCAAGUGCGAAAGAGUCUCGGUGCGAAACCAAAGACAAAAUGGCAUUGUCCGGGGUUUAUAAUCCCUCUAAUGGGUAUUAAAAGUAUUCUACAAGUGGGAAAGGAUGAAGAAGCACUUCUGUAUGAUCUGGAGAAUUACAAGGGAAGUAGUGAUCCAAAUAUCAGUGUAUGGAUGCAACAUUUGCAGUUGAAUCCGCAAAGCAUUUAUUGGGAUAGCAUUUUGAGCUUGAUGCCAGAUGCAGAACUUCUUUGAAAAAGGGAAAAGCUAAGAUAGUUGAAGAAGAUGAUGAUGAAGAAAUAGAAGAAGAACAAGAAGAAAUUCAAGAAGAAGAGACUCAGGUUGAGGGAACCUCCAAGAAUGCGAGGAUCAGCAGUUUCAAGAGUGGAUGCAUUAGAGAAGUUCAUUAAGCAGGAGAUCAAAGCAUCCGAGGCGAGGAUCAUUGAUCACAUGGGUCAAGCGAUCCAAGCAUCUGAGAUGAGGUUAAUUGCUUGUCUUAAAGAUAUUCUGAAACAGUCUGGUCAUUUCUCUGCGAACUAUUCGUAUAGAGUGCAACCUAGGAAUGAUGAUGUGUGGGGGGACACUGCAACUUCUAAAGACCAUACUGGAGGAGCGGAUGUUUUUAUGGAUGUCCCUCAAACUGGGAAUGUUGAUGUGGAUCUCCGUGAAGCUGUUGAGAAAGGUGACAAGGCUGCGAAUGAUGAUGUGGAUCUUCCUCAAGCUUCUGAGCAGGGUUCUAAGGCUGACAAUGCUGAUGUGGAUAUCCCUCAAGCUUGUGACGAGGGUUCUAAGGGUGAGAAUACUGAUGUGGAUCUGCCUCAAGCUUGUGACGAGGGUUCUAAGGGUGGGAAUGUUGAUGUGGAUCUGCCUCAAGCUUGUGACGAAGGUUCUAAGGGUGAGAAUGUUGAUGUGGAUCUCCCUCAUGCUUGUGAGGAGGGUUUAGAGGCUGAGAUUGUUGAUUUGAAUCUCCCAAAACUUUCUGAAACCCCAAUAGAAGGCCAGGAUGACAUAGCCCCAUCUAAACCCCAAAGGAAGUCUCUCAAGCAGUCCUAACGUCUGGUACCGCAGAAGGUAACUCUAGCUCUGAAUCUUCAUCACUCAGAUUUCCUUUGAAAAGAAAACAAAGACAAGGGCCCGCAAAAAGAAGUCCAUAUGUUGAACCAAAAUCGAGUGAACCCCCUGCAAAGAAUAAACGUUGCAAGACACUUGUCAGAGGUAGAGGAAGAAUGGGAAGGGGGAGAGGAAGGAGCAGAAGAAGUAGCGGAGGCAGGGGUACACAACAACAUGAAGAACCAAAGAAACCAGAAUCAGAAUGCGAAGAAUCUGAGGUUGCAUACUUUGUCUGACAACCUGAAGGAGUUAAUGGUGACAACCUCGUAAGGACGACAUCCUUUCUUUCAUCAUCCACUCUAAAAGCGAGCAUUCUUUGGAAAUUUAUGAAUAUGUCCCGAGAGAAAAGGCUAUGGAAGUCUAAUUUGAAUGCAACUAGAGAUUCAAAGUUUUUUGAAACUAUUUUGGAGGGCGGAAAAUGGCUCACUGAUGAGCAUAUAGAAGAGGCAAUGUGUGCGUUUCGGUGCAACUAUUCGAAGUACUCCAGUAAAACUGUGAUCUCUAACUGUUGCAUAUGUGAUCUAUACUUCUCGAAGACCAUCAUGCGGUGGGAAGAGAGUAGGGACCUGUUCAAGCUGGGUUGUCUUGAGAAAUACUUCUCCGGAAAAUGUCCAGUUGGAGGUGUACGUAAGCCGUUGCAGAAGUAUGAUGUUCUUCUAACUGUUGUGAACAUCCCUUCACCCGCACUGCCAGAAAACCCCAAGAUUCCCUAUCAUAGGGUUGCCAUUAAAGUGGAUAUGAGGGACAAAGUACUUAAAGUAUACAAUUGCCAACCGAGACUGCGGGAGAAUGUGGAUAAGGUUGUUCAGAAGUUAGCUCAUCUCAUACCGCAUGCAUACAUCCUUGCUAAGACAAAAUUGUUCCGUGAAGGAGAUUUGAUUGAGGUUCAGUGCAAGAUUGGGCUUCAUGAAAAUGCAACAGGUUCUGAUUCCGGUGUCUAUGCUGCAAAAUACGUGGAGGGAAUAAUGUUGAACAAGGGAGCAUAAUUCAUGUCGAUAUGCGAUGGGACCAUACCAUUGAUCCGUGAAAAAUUGGCUAUCGAUAUAUUUUGUAAUGGUAAAACUGUGAACUGACCCGUUAUUUAU